Messenger RNA from Angiostrongylus costaricensis, 942 nucleotides. Lineage: Eukaryota; Metazoa; Nematoda; Chromadorea; Rhabditida; Metastrongylidae. The record is from the annotation of a GenBank genome assembly.
AUGGAGACGAAAACUGCAAAAAAAUCCUACCAAUACAGCCGAAGGGUCGCGUUCGUCGGCGUCGCCGUGUCGACGGUGGCGACAUUGGUGUGCGUGAUUACGGUACCAUUACUGUACAACUACAUGCAACACAUGCAGUCAUUGAUGCAAAGUGAAGUGGACUUCUGUAAAUCCCGGUCGUCUAACAUCUGGCGUGAAGUUACACUAUUUGUAACAAGUCCACUCAACAUUCUACAGUUUAUUCAUCUUCAGGUACUGUCAAGAGUAUCCGGAGCUCGCAGAGAUCGACGUCAAGCUGGGUACACCUCGUCUGCUGUUGAAGGGAACGUCGAAGCGAUUGGGCAAAACGUAUGUUGUGGAUGUGGUGUUUCUCCACAAGGACCUCCUGGAGCGCCAGGUCCUGAUGGUGAAAAUGGAAUCGAUGGACAGCCUGGACGGCCAGGAAAGAGCGGUCCUGAUGGGCCAAUCGGCACACCACAACCACGACAUGACUUUUGCUUUGAUUGUCCUGAAGGUCCACCUGGAGCUCCUGGUAACCCUGGACCUAAAGGACCACCUGGAGCUCCUGGAACUCCAGGAAAUCAUGCCGAUGGAGGGAACCGCGGUCCACCUGGUCCUCCCGGGCCUGCCGGUCCACCUGGAUUAGAUGGAGCGCCUGGAAAAGCCGGUCUACCCGGUCCACCUGGAAAACUCAACGAAGUACCUGGGCCAAGCGGACCACCAGGACCACCUGGAGCACCUGGAUUGCCCGGUCCUGACGGGCAGCCUGGAGAAAACGGACCCCCUGGAAAAGAUGGCUCGCCUGGACCGCCUGGUGAUGUCGGAGCACCAGGUGCUCCAGGUCAGUCUGGAGCAGAUGGGCUGGCUGGACCCAGUGGAGAUCGUGGUCAAAGCGGAGGAUGUGACCACUGCCCACCGCCUCGAACUGCUCCUGGAUAUUAA